Molecule: messenger RNA, 1095 nt
Organism: Camponotus floridanus (Florida carpenter ant)
Lineage: Eukaryota; Metazoa; Arthropoda; Insecta; Hymenoptera; Formicidae
Exons: 5
Coding region: 374-943 (189 amino acids)
Source: RefSeq, a predicted model, not a curated record
GGAUUAACUAGGUUAGGAUAGGACGUAUACUUCUCCCGUGCAGCAGCACCGGUAGCUGCGUGACAGCGCGAGUGCAAGAAGGACGCGCAAAGAGGGAGGGAGAGGGAACGAGCGCGGGGAUCGACGAACCGUCGUCCCGUCUCUGGAGCAAUCGUGAGGCCGACGAUAGAGAGAGAAAAAGAGACAUUGGGGAGAUUUCGCGAUGACAACCUUCGUCUCGAGGCAUAAGGUGCUUUUCCUCCUGAGAUAUAUAUAUAUAUAAAAUCGACCGUACACGCCAUGUAUGUCGCCAAUUCGCCGAUUACACCCCGUGUGCAACAUCCCGACCGUUUAAAACCAUCUUCGAGACUGUGAAUCUGCUGGAUCCGCGACCAUGUUUAGAAAGAUGAAUAUUGUUAUAAUUGCCGAAUUGUUUAUUUUUAACCACGUGUCCUACGUGCUGAGUAGACGAUUUAAUCUUACUCAGCUGAUCAAGGAGAGCUUGGAUCCUGAACUCUACUACCAGAACACUUUACGUGACGUAUCGUUAAGAGAUGUGUCUUAUCUGCCAGAGGAGUAUUACAACGCGGAAAAUGGGGUGAACAAACCGCAGCAGCUAGAAAGAGACAACAGAAAUUUGAUUAGCGAAUACCGCAAUCUUUGCGAAACAAUAACGAGAAGAGUGGAAAUUGCCGAUCCCGAUUAUGAAUAUCAACCUCCGCAUUAUCACGAAGUCUACUGUAAGAGUUAUUCAUUGUUAGAUAACAAUGAACGAAUGAUUACGAGGCCUUCACAGAAAUGUGUUCAUUCGAUAUUUCAUUGCGUACAGAGAAGUCGGAUCCUAUCUCUAGUCAGACGUCGUUGGGAAGACGAAUGUUGGGAACCUUACACCAAGGAAAUCGCUAGCGGUUGUGACUGUAUGUGGCCAGUCACUAGCCUCGGCGAGAUAAACGAUCAUUACUGAUUCAAUAGAAAAUUCGUAUAUUAGCAAACUUAAAUUUUCGCUAUAGAGUACAAAGAUUCGUCGUUCGUAUACAUUCGUAGCAAGUAAAAUCUUUCUCAAAAAUAUUUAUUUAUUGUAUUAUAAAAGCAAAUAUGUGAAUGAAAUAUAACAAA